AUGGCCUCGACCGAAGCGCAGAUCCAGCAGCUGCCCGCCGCGUCGCGCGGCAAGCCCGCCUUCGACCCCGAGAAGAUCACCGUCAUCUUCGUCCUGGGCGGCCCUGGCGCCGGCAAGGGCACCCAGUGCGAGAACCUGAAGCGCGAUUACUCCUUCAAGCACCUGUCUGCGGGCGACCUUCUGCGCGAGGAGCAGGACAGGCCUGGCUCCCAGUUCGGUCAGCUGAUCAAGGAUUACAUCCGCGAGGGCAAGAUUGUUCCCAUGGAAGUCACGAUCCAGCUGCUUGAGAAUGCCAUGCGUGCGGCCAUUGACGACGAGGGCAAGACCAAGUUCCUGAUCGAUGGUUUUCCCCGCAAGGUUGACCAAGCCCAUGCCUUUGAGGCCUCCGUCUGCCCCUCCAAGUUCACUCUCUUCUUCGACUGCUCCGAGGAGGUCAUGGAAGCGCGCCUGCUCAACCGCGGCAAGACGUCCGGCCGCGCCGAUGACAACCCCGAAUCGAUCAGGAAGCGUUUCAGGACUUUCGUCGAGACUUCCAUGCCCGUCGUCGAUGAGUUCUCUGCUCAAGAUCGUGUGGUUAGGAUCGAGGCGAACCAGCCGCCCACUGCCAUCUACGACAUUGUCAAGGUCAGGCUUGCGGCGAGGGGCAUUGCUUUCGGUUCCUAG
Messenger RNA from Aplosporella prunicola CBS 121167, 663 nucleotides. RefSeq lists its product as uncharacterized. Gene Ontology annotation, molecular function: ATP binding; UMP kinase activity. The record is from RefSeq and is a predicted model, not a curated record. Gene Ontology annotation, cellular component: cytoplasm; nucleus. Bases 1 to 663 code for a protein of 220 amino acids. Gene Ontology annotation, biological process: UDP biosynthetic process; 'de novo' pyrimidine nucleobase biosynthetic process; CDP biosynthetic process. The transcript has 2 exons. Lineage: Eukaryota; Fungi; Ascomycota; Dothideomycetes; Botryosphaeriales; Aplosporellaceae.